AUGCUAACAAUUUUGAAAGACAUUAAUCCUGACUUAACAAAAGUUUCUUGGGUUGGAUCUGUGUUUGUAUGUGCCAUGUGUUUAUCAGGUCCGUUUGUUGAGAUUGCCUUGAGACAGUUUGGUGCAAGGAUUACAGUGUUCUUUGCUGGCAUCGUUUUCACUGCAGGAUUUAUCGGUGCUUCCUUUGCAACCACUAUCUCAGAGCUUAUUUUAACCCAUGGGCUGAUCGCAGGUGUGGGGGCUGGCUUUGUCACCAACCCAGUAUCGGUGUCAGUGGGACAGUACUUCUUCCGCUAUAGAGGACUAGCCUGUGGCUUGUUGGCCACAGCAUUCAUUUCUCUCUUGCUGGAGCAUAGUAGUAUCCAAUACACAUACGGCUUUCAAAGAGUAUCUUUUACUUCCUGCUUCUUCUUUUCUUUAAUCAUAAAAGACCUUU
This is a messenger RNA of Candidula unifasciata, 436 nucleotides long. NCBI's taxonomy places the organism in Eukaryota, Metazoa, Mollusca, Gastropoda, Stylommatophora, Geomitridae. The record is from the annotation of a GenBank genome assembly.